GUGGUUGCAGAGAUGCUCUAUCAGGAAGUGGGUUUGAGGAGCUGCACAGCUUCCUGCCCCCCCACCCAGAGCUGAGCAGGGUGAGCAGGGCGAGUGCCAGUCUGGGCCACGAGACACAGCUUCUUGCCGGGGUCCUCGCAGCUUCCUCUUCCCCAGCCACUUCCGUGAGGCCGGGGCCCCAGUGGCAGGAGCCGCUGCCCGUUGCCCAGGCCACCCUCCACCCCUAGUUUGGAGCCCUGCCCCUCUGGGGCUGGGCCAAGCCCAGUGGCCAGCUGGGAUCCCAUGGGGGACUGGUAGGGCAAAGGUCUUGGGGGACAGAGGUGGCCGGGCCAGAGUUCUGGGGCUCCGGCCAUGAAGUCUCGGCAGAAAGGAAAGAAGAAGGGCAGCUCGAAGGAGCGGGUGUUUGGGUGUGACCUGCAGGAGCACCUGCAGCACUCAGGCCAGGAGGUGCCCCAGGUACUAAGGAGCUGUGCAGAGUUUGUAGAGGAGUAUGGAGUGGUGGACGGGAUCUACCGCCUCUCAGGGGUCUCCUCCAACAUCCAGAAGCUCCGGCAGGAGUUUGAGGCAGAACGGAAGCCAGACCUGCGGCGGGAUGUUUACCUCCAGGACAUUCACUGCGUCUCCUCCCUGUGCAAGGCCUAUUUCAGAGAGCUGCCAGAUCCCCUCCUCACUUACCGGCUCUAUGACAAGUUUGCUGAGGCUGUGGCAGUGCAAUUGGAGCCUGAGCGCUUGGUCAAGAUCCUAGAGGUGCUUCGAGAACUCCCUGUCCCAAACUACAGGACGCUGGAGUUCCUCAUGCGGCACUUGGUGCACAUGGCCUCAUUCAGUGCCCAGACCAACAUGCACGCCCGCAACCUGGCCAUCGUGUGGGCCCCCAACCUGCUGAGGUCUAAGGACAUAGAGGCCUCGGGCUUCAAUGGGACAGCAGCCUUCAUGGAGGUGCGUGUGCAGUCCAUCGUCGUUGAGUUCAUCCUCACACAUGUGGACCAGCUCUUUGGGGGUGCUGCCCUUUCUGGUUGUCGGGUGGACAGUGGAUGGCGACCACUUCCAGGGGCCCGGGCAUCAGGCAGCCCUGAGGACCUUAUGCCCAGGUCCCUGCCUUACCACCUGCCUAGCAUCCUGCAGGCCGGCGAUGGGCCCCCACAGAUCCGGCCCUACCAUACUAUCAUUGAGAUUGCAGAGCACAAGAGGAAGGGGUCUUUGAAGGUCAGGAAGUGGAGAUCUAUUUUCAAUCUAGGUCGUUCUGGCCAUGAGACAAAGCGUAAACUUCCACGGGGGGCUGAUGACAGAGAGGACAAAUCCAAUAAGGGGACACUGCGGCCAGCCAAGAGCAUGGACUCACUGAGUGCUGCAGCUGGGGCCAGUGAUGGUGAGUACAGGUGUGCACUCCUUCACGUGUAUGUGUGUGUGCUGUGUGACCAACAGCAUGGGCCCAUGAGUGUGUGUCCAUGUGGCCAACUGGGUUAAAUUAUUUCAAAAAAUAUUUAAAGAGAACCUAUUAUACAUCAGCCACAGUGCCGGAUGCUAAAUUUACAGUGGUAAGCGUGUUGCCUAACCUAUGGGUGUGUUGAUG
Molecule: messenger RNA, 1573 nt
Organism: Microcebus murinus (gray mouse lemur)
Lineage: Eukaryota; Metazoa; Chordata; Mammalia; Primates; Cheirogaleidae
Source: RefSeq, a predicted model, not a curated record